This is a messenger RNA of Sycon ciliatum, 862 nucleotides long. Its product is annotated as mesencephalic astrocyte-derived neurotrophic factor homolog. The coding region runs from base 131 to 652 and encodes 173 amino acids. NCBI's taxonomy places the organism in Eukaryota, Metazoa, Porifera, Calcarea, Leucosolenida, Sycettidae. The transcript is spliced from 3 exons. The record is from RefSeq and is a predicted model, not a curated record.
AAACAGAAACUCAUCGAUCGAUAUCGCGAACAAGAAAGUCCGAGGCUGACGUGUGUUUGUAGUUUUCGAUCUUCUUAUUUUCAGUAGCUUCGCAGAUUCUUGAGUAGUCUUAUUAUCCAAAUCUUUCACCAUGCAGUCGUUGUGCCUAUAUGCUGUGGCAUUAGCCAUCGCAGCAACUCUGUUAGUCUCUGUGGAUGCCAAGCUGAAGGAGGGAGACUGCGAAGUAUGUAUCAAGUUUACGCAGAAAUUCUACGACGGUCUGACAUCUGAUGAGCGUAGUACCCCAGCCACCAUUGAGGCGAAAUUCAGGGAGGUCUGCGCCAAGGCCAAGAAGCGCGAGAACAGAUUCUGCUACUAUGUCGGAGGUACCGAAGAUGCUGCCACCGGAAUCCUAGGAGAGAUCUCCAAGCCGCUCAGCUUCGGCAAGCCCGUGGAGAAGAUCUGUGAAGGCCUGAAAAAGAAGGAUGCUCAGAUCUGCGACCUUAGAUAUGAGAAGCAAAUUGACUUGAAAACGGUCGACCUGAAGAAACUGCGCGUGCGUGACCUGAAGAAGAUCUUGAACGACUGGGAUGAGGACUGCCGUGGAUGUGCCGAGAAGAGUGACUUCAUUGCACGCAUUGAACAGCUCAAGUCUAAGCACACCGAACUAUAAAUCAACCUCCGCUGCUAAUAUUGAGGCCGCUCAUCUUUUUUGUUGUUGUCUGGGACGACAUUAUUCGUAUUAUAUCUUUCAGGGGAAUGCUUGACGCCACACUGGCUUCACUCUUCUUUUUUCCUUGUUGACGCCCUCCCCGACUGCCUGAAGCAUGAAACCAUAUCGCCAGUAGUUCUUAUUUAAGUUAAAAGAUCACAUCCAACUAUG